AUGGGUCUUAUAAGAAUAAGAGGAAUACCAAAAAAAGGGGAAUAUUAAGAAUACUUUGCAAAAAGUCUCACAAUUGAAUUUGCAACUAAUAUCUUUUAUAUGAUUGCUCUAUUUGCCAUAGAUAAUGUUGUAUUUUAAUUACCAAUAGCCCUACACUUUUUGGUUGGAGCUGCUGAAUUGUGGACAUAAUUAAGCUAAGAUGAAGGUUUUACUUUAAGAUUUGCUUACUAUAUAGUAAAAAAUCGAGUUGAGAUUUUAAUUACAAAGUAAAAGAUUGAAAUAUACUUGUUCUUCUAUUCAGUAAUUGGAGUAUUUCUAAGAAAGACUUCCUUAUUUUUAGGCGUUUUUAUAUUCUAAAAUAUAUUGUUGAAAACUAAAUGCAAUUAAAAAAUGAUGAUAGCUCAAUCUAACAUUAAGGAUUGGUAUAGAAGCAAUUUACUUGAAAAUUCCAAAGUUCCACAACCUUUACAGAAAUUAUUCGGAAUCAUCUGGAUUGGAUAUGAAAAAUUAAUUACAAUUUUUUGA
Molecule: messenger RNA, 525 nt
Organism: Paramecium tetraurelia
Lineage: Eukaryota; Ciliophora; Oligohymenophorea; Peniculida; Parameciidae
Exons: 1
Source: RefSeq, a predicted model, not a curated record